Molecule: messenger RNA, 174 nt
Organism: Sphenostylis stenocarpa
Lineage: Eukaryota; Viridiplantae; Streptophyta; Magnoliopsida; Fabales; Fabaceae
Source: the annotation of a GenBank genome assembly
GAAGGUGGCUAAUGAAUAGAUGGUCGUUAAAUUAUGGGAACAACAACAAGUUUGUCAACAACUACUUCAAGCACCUCUUGUGGCAAAGGAUUUACACUAGUAAAGGAAGUAGAAACUGCAUGUAUGGAAAAAUCUAUCUCAACACAUAUGAUACACAUGCCAGAAUCAUCACAA